AUGAAUGUGUUUAGUGCAAUCCAGACAUCGACCAGCAAUCUGAUUUCCAAAGGUUCUUCUUCCACAACGAGCGAUUGGGUGGCCCCAAAACUACUGUAUUUUUGCAUCUUUGAUCCGACGUUGGCAGAUCCCAAGAAAGAGGACGAUCAGCAGUUGAUCAACCAAAUACUGGUCUAUCUCAACUUUGAGGACCGUGAAGUCACAAACUCGGAAAAGGCCAAACGAAUUGGAUUUAUAGAAGGGCUCGGAGACUUUUCAGGAAGAUUCUCUGCCUGUGACUCGGGAUAUCUCAAUUAUAUCGAUACAGACAAGUCCAGAGUCAUAGUGGGCACCUUUGCAGAGAAAUACAAGUUCUUUUGCGGGUUCAGAUUUGCACAGCUAGCGGAAAACUACGUUCGGCGAGGACUUGCUUCGCCAGAAUACAUGAUAAAUGAGUUCCAGUCCGGUUACAACUUAUACUACAUAAACCACGGUGCUAUUAGCUACGAGACGAAAGAACAGCUGGAAAAAUGGUGGGAAGUUUGGCUAAAUCACAAGUUUGAGUUUGAGUCGGGCUACAAUCUCGAAGAUAGAGGACUGUUAAACUUGUAUCCCGGUUAUCGAUGCUCUUCUGUUGUUCUUCCUAUUGGAUUCCAAGAGAACUUGAAAAACGCAAUGGAACGUUUUGUGGAUCAAAAAGAUGGUCUGGUGGAUCUUGUUGUGCUCAAUACCAACUGGACUCCUUGCAAGAACUUCGGAGUUGUUUAUCUAAACAAGGAAUCGAAAGUACCGUCGCAAUGGCUCACUAAUCUGGUCAACUACAUCGAGAAGCUUGAUCUGUCCAUCGGAUUAUCCACAUAUUCUUUGAAAUCAGACAACCUGCCAUCAUUGAAAGCGUACCAUGCGGCGGUUCAGGCCGCAAUGCCCCAAAACAAUGGAACGUUGCUUGACCGUUCGAUCUUGCAACCUGCGAUAUAUCUCCACGAGCAGCUAACAACGCACGUUUUCAAUCCAUUCACAUCGGCACUGAGCACUGUUUCCACUGUUCCGCAACUUCUACCGUCAUUCAGUAUGUUUGGUUUGGGAUCAACCUCCAACGAAGAAACUGAGGUAGCCGAAGAAACUGUCUCUGAUAUCUCAGAACAGGUGCAGGAGUCUCUGACAACCCAAAAGACAGGAAAGUAUCUCCUUGGAAACACCAGCGAAGGAAUCGUUACAAAAAAUAUCCAUUUGGGUGACCAUUCUUUGGAACUUGUGGUCUACGAGAUUAACGGGAUUUUAUUUGCAUUAUUCUAUGACAACCUGGAUCAUGACGAACAUGUAUUCAACGCACUUCAGAACGACCUCGACAACUUGUAUGCAUUAUAUUUUAACGACUUGGUGAUCAAUCAGCUCAAGUCUAUCGAAAAAGAGAUCAAAACGGAAACAAGCUUCUUCUAUCUGAUCCACGAUCCAGUCAACAACGUAUUGAAAACGUCGAUCCCUAAUAUUGCCGACUCUGAGGAGGUAAGAGAGCUUAAAACCUACCAUGUCCCGUCAGCCGGGCUAAGCAGGUCUCAAAUGAUCAAUCUGACAAUGAACCUAAUGACAUAUCUUUUAGAAAAAACCAGUCCUUUGGAGCUCAAACCGCUGGAAAGGAUAAUCAAGAUCAAUUCAAACUGGUGGUGCUUGCAAAAACUGGUGAAUGGCAAGACGGUGGUGGCACUGAAGAAGUUUGCUUCCGGGGAAUUGAAACUCGACGCGGGCGACCUCGUUUCCUCGUUUGGACCCGAGUUUCGCAAAUGGUACCAUGAUUCUAUAAAAAGUGGUUUCAUCUAG
Molecule: messenger RNA, 1797 nt
Organism: Ogataea philodendri
Lineage: Eukaryota; Fungi; Ascomycota; Pichiomycetes; Pichiales; Pichiaceae
Exons: 1
Coding region: 1-1797 (598 amino acids)
Biological process (GO): vesicle-mediated transport
Cellular component (GO): Mon1-Ccz1 complex; intracellular membrane-bounded organelle
Source: RefSeq, a predicted model, not a curated record